AUGCUGUUGAACAAGUUCAAAGUUGAAGGUCUUCUAGCUGACGGAGGUUUCGCUCAAGUUUAUGCUGCUGUUCAUGAGGAUACACAGACCCGAUGGGCAGUGAAAAUCGAAUCGGAGAAAUGUGACCGGAAACGCAUGAAACUGGAGAUCAUGGUGCUUAUGCUACUUCGAGGGAAGCAAAACGAGCUCAAGAGAGGUAUAGGCGGCUCUCAAAUAGUUGUUUUGGAAUUGCAGGCAAAUAUCCCAGAAAUCAUGGCGAUGGGUACAUGCCCCACAGGACAUUUUAUCAUUCUGGAGUUGGUGGGCAGAAAUCUGAGCGACCUUCGUCGUCAGUUGCCGCAAAGGAGGCUCUCACAUGGCACACUUUACAGAGCUAUGCUUCAGGUAACCCAUGCGCUGUCACUCGUUCAUGCCAUCGGAUUCCUUCAUCGUGAUCUGAAACCGUCAAAUUGUUGUGUUGGCGUUGACGAUCUUACGCGUAUCUAUUUACUUGAUUAUGGGCUCACUCGACAGUAUCUCGAUAGUGCCGGUCAAAUAAGGAAACCUCGUGAGAGUAUCGGCAUGCGAGGCACGCUACGUUACGUGAGCCUUGAGGCGCAUGCCAGACACGACCUGGGACCGAGCCACGAUCUCGUCGCUCUGCUUUAUUCUAUAGUAAGUCCACCUGGUAGUUGUACUAUAUUUAUGAAAUGGAUCUCGCACCUUCAGCAUUUGUCUAAUUAUCUGAUGAGCUCUUGA
This is a messenger RNA of Cooperia oncophora, 738 nucleotides long. NCBI's taxonomy places the organism in Eukaryota, Metazoa, Nematoda, Chromadorea, Rhabditida, Trichostrongylidae. The record is from the annotation of a GenBank genome assembly.